Pollicipes pollicipes is the source of this 5664-nucleotide messenger RNA. RefSeq names its product histone acetyltransferase p300. The transcript has 19 exons. The annotation marks the transcript as partial. The record is from RefSeq and is a predicted model, not a curated record. Gene Ontology annotation, molecular function: histone acetyltransferase activity; zinc ion binding; transcription coactivator activity. Gene Ontology annotation, biological process: positive regulation of transcription by RNA polymerase II. Gene Ontology annotation, cellular component: histone acetyltransferase complex; transcription regulator complex. NCBI's taxonomy places the organism in Eukaryota, Metazoa, Arthropoda, Thecostraca, Pollicipedomorpha, Pollicipedidae.
GCCGUCGGCCGCGGCCCGCCAUCCACCGGCGAUCCGGAGAAGCACAAGCUGAUCCAGCAGCAGCUGGUGCUACUGCUGCACGCGCACAAGUGUCAGCAACGCGAGCAGACGGGCGGCGACCAUACGCAGUGCAAGCUGCCUCACUGCCAAACGAUGAAGGACGUGCUGAUCCAUAUGAAGGAUUGUGUCUCGGGCAAGUCGUGCUCGAUGCCGCACUGCGCUUCGUCGCGCCAGAUCAUCGCGCACUGGAAGAGCUGCCGGCGCACCGACUGUCCCGUGUGCCUGCCACUGAAGCAGGCGGAGAACCGGCGCGGCCAGCAGCCGCGCUCUGCCGGUCUGACGGCGCUCACCAACUCGGUGACGGGAGCUGGCGUGGGCGGCCUCCCGCAGCCGCAGCAGGCCCAGCAGCAGCCGCAGCCGCAGCAGCCGGCCGCCGCCGUCCAGCAGAUGGCCAAUCGGCUGAAGCGGACACUGCACAUGCCGUGCCCGCCGGCGGCCGGCUCGCCGGGCGGGCUGGCCGCCGAGCUGGGCGGCCCGGGCAGUCAGCUGUCGGCCGCCGGCAGUACCAGCGUUGAGUCCUACCUGCUCAACAGGAAUGAGCUACCCAGCUGGGCGUCCGACCUCAACCAGGAGAGCGCCAACAACACGUUAUGUGGCAACGCGAAGUUCCGCAAGAUGCUGGACCCGGUGGUGGCAGCGCCCGUCACCGACACCAAGGAGUGGCACAUGCAGGUCACCCCUGAUCUCCGCACCCACCUCGUGCGAAAGCUUGUUCAGGCCAUCUUCCCCGCUCCGGAUCCAUCUGCCAUUCACGACAAGCGCAUGCACAACCUGGUGGCCUACGCCAAGAAGGUCGAGGGGGACAUGUACGAGAUGGCCAACUCCCGGUCGCAGUACUACCACCUGCUGGCCGAGAAGAUCUACAAGAUCCAGAAGGAGCUGGAGGAGAAGCGGCAGCGGCGCCAGGCGGCCGGCGGCGCAGUGCCGGGCGCCGUACGGCCGGCCGCGGUAGGCGCCAGCGGACCGACUGUGCGCCUCGGCGUGGCGCUGCCCGGCCUGGUGCAGCCUCAGCCCCCGCAGCCGCAGCCGCCGCAGCAGCCGCAGCAGCCGCAGCAACCACAGCAGCUGCAGCAGCCACAGGCUGGCCUGCGGCAGCCAGUCAGCCUGCUGGGCAGUCACGUCCGGCUGCCGCUGCAGCAGCCUCCCCAGCAGCAGCAGCCGCAGCAGCCGCAGCAGCAGCAGCAGGCACAGCUGACGCUGCCGGCGGCCAGCCAGGCGGGCGCGCUGGGCCUGCCGCCCUACAGCAGCCUCUCCACCACCGCCGGUCACAGCAGCAGUCUGAACACACUUGCCCAGUUCGGCCUGCAACAGCCGCCUGUCAGCUCGGCCUCUCAGCAGCAGCUGCAACAGCAACAGCAACAGCAACAGCAGCAGCAGCAGCAGCAGCAGCAGCAGCAGCAACAGCAGUUGCUACAGCAGGCCGAGCCGCGGCUCAGCUCGCCGGUGUACGCGCAGAAGCAGUUUAACAACGGCCUGCCGGAGACGUCUGUGGCCGGCCUGUCGCAGCCAGGCGGCGGCGGCGGCCUGCCCGCCGUCUCGGCCACCGGCACCGCCCGACCUGACGCAUUCUCCGACCAGAUGCGCUCGACGCCUCUAUCGAUAGCCUCGGCCGUCGCGCCGCUAUACACGUCGUCAUCCAUCAAACUGGAACAGGAGAAUGCGGCGUUCGACAGUCUGCUGCGGGACGCGUCUGCGCCGCCGCAGCCGGCGCAACAGCAGUCAGUGCCGCCGCCGUCCGUGCCGGGCAAGGCGGAGCCGCCGUCGGAGCCCGGCGACGUCGGCGACAGCCAGGACGGGCCGCCGCCGCCGCCGCCACCGCAGCCACCCGCCGCCGGCGUCAAGAUGGAGGUGGCGGACGUCAGCCAGGAGGCCGGAGACAAACCCAUGUGGCAGCGCCCGGCCAUCAAGGCCGAGCCGGCGUCGGUGAAGGGGGAGAGUCCGCACCCGGACUCGGCCUUCACGCCCGGCGAGAGCAAGCCCUCCUCCUCCGGCGUGCCCACGCCCAAGGCUGAGAAGAAGCACAAGACACUGUUCUCGCCGGACGAGCUGCGGCACGCGCUGAUGCCCACCCUGGAGAAGCUGUACCGCCAGGAGCCCGAGUCGAUCCCGUUCCGCCAGCCGGUGGACGCCAGCGCGCUCGGCAUCCCCGACUACUACGACAUCAUCCGCAACCCCAUGGACUUGUCCACCAUCAAGCGCAAGCUGGACACGGGCCAGUUCAGCGACCCCUGGGAGUACGUCGAGGACGUGUGGCUGAUGUUCGACAACGCCUGGAUCUACAACCGCAAGACGUCUAAGGUCUACAAGUUCUGCACGAAGCUGUCGGAGGUGUUCGAGCAGGAAAUGGACCCGGUGAUGCAGCAGCUGGGCUACUGCUGCGGCCGCAAGUACACCUUCCAGCCGCAGACGCUGUGCUGCUUCAGCCACUCGCUGUGCAGCAUCCCGCGCGACGCUAAGUACUUCAGCUACCAGAACCGCAUCACCUAUUGCGUCAAGUGCUUCAACGAGAUCCAGGGCGACACGGUCAGCAUCGGCGAGGAGACCACGCAGCAGUCUAUGGCAAUCAAAAAGGACGCUUUCGUCGAGAUGAAGAACGACAACUUCGAGAUGGAGGCGAUGGUGGAGUGCACGGACUGCGGUCGGAAGCUGCAUCAGAUCUGCGUCCUCCACAUGGACGCCAUCUGGCCGCAAGGGUUUACCUGUGAUAAUUGCCUUAAGGCGAAAGGAGCGAAAAGAAAGGAUAAUAAGUUCAACGCCAAGCGGCUACCAACCACCAAACUGGGAACGUACAUCGAGAAUCGGGUGAACAACUACCUGAAGAAGAAGGAGUCGGGCGCCGGCGAGGUGUUCAUCCGGGUCGUCUCCAGCGGCGACCGUGUCUGCGAGGUCAAGGGCGGCAUGAAAGCCAGGUACUGCGACAACAGCGAGAUGCCCUACAAGUUCCCGUACCGUGCCAAGGCGCUGUUCGCGUUCGAGGACGUGGACGGCCACGAGGUGUGCUUCUUCGGCAUGCACGUGCAGGAGUACGGCUCGGACAGCCCGCAGCCCAACCGGCGGCGCGUGUACGUGGCCUACCUGGACUCGGUGCACUUCUUCCGGCCGCGCCAGUUUCGCACGUCCGUCUACCACGAGAUCCUGCUGGCCUACCUGGACUACGCCAAGCAGCUCGGGUAUACGAUGGCGCACAUCUGGGCGUGUCCGCCGUGCGAGGGCGACGACUACAUCUUCCACUGCCACCCGGCCGACCAGAAGAUCCCCAAGCCGAAGCGGCUGCAGGAGUGGUACAAGAAGAUGCUGGACAAGGGCAUCAUCGACCGCAUCGUGAUGGACUACAAGGACAUCCUGAAGCAGGCGAUGGAGGACGGCGUGCAGUCGCCGGCCGAGCUGCCGUACUUUGAGGGCGACUUCUGGCCGGGCAUACUGGAGGAGAGCAUCCGCGAGCUGGACCAGGAGGAGGAGGAGAAGCGACGCCAGCUGGAGGCGGAGGAGGCGCGCGCCGCCGCGGCCGCCGAGCCCGAGGUCGAGAGCCCCACCCCUGACGGCAAGAAGAAGGGCGCCAUGAAGAAGCAGAACAAGAAGAACACCAAGUCCAAGUCGACCAGUAAGAACAAGUCGAAGAAGUCGAACCAGAGCGGCAGCGACCUGACAGCCAAGAUCUUUGCGCUGAUGGAGAAGCACAAGGAGGUGUUUUUCGUGGUGCGGCUGCACUCAGCGCAGUCGGCGGCCAGCCUGCAGCCGAUCCAGGACCCGGACCCGCACAUCCAGUGCGAGCUGAUGGACGGGCGGGACAACUUCCUCAGUCUGGCGCGCGAGAAGCACCUGGAGUUCUCGUCGCUGCGCCGCGCCCUGGCCGCCACGCAGCACAUGCUGUACGAGCUGCACAACCAGAACCAGGAGACGGUUGUCUACACGUGCAAUAACUGCAAGAACAACAUCGAUACCCGCUACCACUGCACCGUUUGCGAUGACUUCGACCUGUGCGUGUCGUGCUACGAGAAGGACCGGCACCCGCACCGGAUGGAGAAGCUGGGCUUCGACCUGGACGGCGGCUCGCCGGAGCGCGGCCAGUCGACGCCGGAGAUCCGGCGCCAGUCGCUGGAGCGCUGCAUCAAGUCGCUGGUGCACUCGUGCCAGUGCCGCGACGCCAACUGCCGUCUGCAGAGCUGCCAGAAGAUGAAGCGCGUCGUCUCGCACACCAAGUCCUGCCGCAAGAAGGUCAACGGCGGCUGCCCCAUCUGCAAGCAGCUGGUGGCCGUCUGCUGCUACCACGCCAAGUGCUGCAAGGAGGACAAGUGCAUGGUGCCGUUCUGCAACAGCAUCAAGUCGCGGCUGGCGCACCAGCAGAUGCAGGCGCAGCUGCAGAGCAAGGCGCUGCUGCAGCGACGGAUCGCGCAGAUGCGCUCGGCCAGCGGCGGCAGUAUCGCUGCGUCAGUGCAGGCGGCCUCGUCGCAGCACCAGACGCCGACGCCGCCGCAGCCACAACAGCAGGCCCGGCUGUCGCAGGUGCAGGAGGCGGCGGCGCGCCAGCACGCGCCCCAGACGGCCGUCGGCUACGGCAAGACGACGCCGCCGGCGCCGGCCGGCCGCAUGCUGCCCGCCAUGAACGACUGGAGCAGCAGGUUCCCGGGGCCGGCGCAGGCGCAGGCGGGCAUGCAGUCGCAGCCACCGGGCGGCGGCCUGACGCUCCGCCAACAGGCCGGCCAGCAGGGCCAGCAGCGGCACGUGCCCGGCCUGCAGGAGCUGCUGCACAGUCUGAAGAACCCGACCGGGCCGCAGGCGCAGCAGGACGUGCUGCAGAUACUGAAGUCGCACCCACAGCUGAUGGCCGAGGUCAUCAAGCUGCAGCAUCACAAGGCCCAGCAGCAACAGCAACAGCAGCAACAACAGCAGCAGCAACAGCAGCAACAACAACAGCAGCAACAGCAGCAGCAACAGCCACAACAACAGCAGCCGCAGCAACAGCAGCAGCAAACGUCGGGUGUACCGCAGCAGCUGUUGCAGGCCGGCCUGCAACAGCAGCAGUCCCACCUGCCUGCUGUGAGCAUUGUGAGCCAGGGCCAGCUGUCACAGCAGCAGCAACAGCAACAGCAGCAACAACAGUGGGCCGCCAAGCAGCAGUUCAUAGCAAUGCAGCGGCAACAGCAGCAGCAGCAGCAGCAUGGCUUCCAGCAGCCGCAGGCGCCGCCGUACAGUCAGCGGCCGCGGCAGACGCACCCGAUGAGCAUGCAACAACAGCGCUUCCAGGCGGACAAUACUCAGUUUGGCGGGCAGUUUUCGCAGCAGCAGCAGCAGCAGAUGCUGCUGCAGCAGCAGAUGAAGGCCAGCCCGCAGUCGGCGUCGCCGCACCAGGGCCUGAUGGGCAUGGCGGCGCCGUCGCCGCAGCAGAUGCUGCAGCAGGUGUGCUCGCCGCCGCCGGGCGGUCUGCCGGCGGCCGUGCGCUCGCCGCAGCCUAGCUCCUCGCCGCGCCAGAUGGGCGGCUACCACCUGGCGGGCGUGUCGGCGGCCGGCCACGGCGCGCUUCAGCUGCAGGGCCACCCGGCCCAGCACGCGGCCGCCGGUGGCGACAACGCCGACAAGCUCUCCAAGUUCGCGGACACGUUGUAG